CGUUGUGACACCGUUGGAGCAUUCAGUACUAGUCGCGCACAUCUUUUACAAACGUUAAACAGCUGCUGAAUUUAGAAUCAUGUCUUUAUAAUUACACCAGCCAGCCAUUUGCAAGAUUGACUGGACGCGAAAUCACGAACUAAAUGUUUUCUGAGCAAAAUAAUGGGUUUCUAGCCCCGUAACGAGAUUUCAACAAGAUUUAAUAGUGGUAAAGGUACAUAGCAAUAAUGGCGGCUACAAAAGACAGUGAAAAACCCAAAAGCCCAGUCAUAGAAAUGGGCCUGUGUAGAUGUUGCCGAUCAAUAAAGAAGUGUAGACUUAUAACCGGCCAGUACGAGUGGAUGGGGACCAAGGAGGUCUACUCGGAAAUGAUGACUGACUGCUAUGGCAUUCUUCUAUCCUGCCUGGACGAGGAGAAGGAGUUGUGUAUCUGUGCGGUGUGCGUGUCCCGGCUCCGUGAUGCGCUCGCGUUCCGCAAGCAGGUGCUUUAUUGGGAGGAUGCGCUGAUACAGGCCAAGAAUGAGAACCACAAAAUAAUGGUGGAGGUGCACGUGAAGCCAGAGCCGCUGCACAGUGAUGACGACUCGCAGGAUGCAGACUACAUGGACACUGCUGACCACGAUGAUGUUGAAGACACAAAAGAUGACGAAAUUAAAAACAAGAAACCAAGUAAAGUGGGAAAGGCGAAACUAGUCAAGAAAACAAAAACACGGGAAACAAGAAGUAAAACAAAACAAAUGAAUGAAGGAACAAAAAAACACCAGCAGAUGAAAAAGAAGCUACAGAAUGAGAUCAAGAAAACUAAAGUGAAAUUAAAGGAUUUGUACGGGACUCCUGAAACUGAGCUGCAAACCCAACAAACCACAUUAGACUCGGAGAGCAAAGUUUUCAUCAACGCAGUCACCAUCGUGACCAACUCCUAUGUCUGUCCUUUCCUCAAUCGAGUCAGCAACUACUACUGUUUCUACUGCAGAGACCUGUAUCUAGACCCAAACGAACUGAGAGAACACACCUUAACUCAUGAUCCUAAGGACUUCCCAAACAUGUUGCUAAGUAAGAAGCUACCCAAAAUAGACGUUACAAGAAUAGAUUGUAGACUGUGUCCGGAGAAAAUUAGCGAUUUAAACACUUUUAAAACGCAUGUGGCCGCUGCACACGGUAAAGAGAUACACAAAGAUGUAGACAACGAGUUUUUAAAGUUCAAACUAACGAGGAAUGACUUGAAGUGUACGGAGUGCGAAGAUGUAUUUCCGUAUUUCGACUUGUUGACGAAACACAUGGCUGAGCACUUCGGGACUUUUACUUGUGACAGUUGCGGUGCUUGUUUUUUGGAGGAAAACUCGUUACUAACACAUAUGCGUAAGCACAAUGCUAAGAAAGAAACCUCAUUCCCGUGUGAAGUUUGUGGCAAGAAUCUGAAAUCGAAAUAUAGUAUGGUUUUGCAUGUGGCUACAGUGCAUGAAAAGCGGCCAACGGUUGAUUGUUACAAGUGCGAUCAGAGUUUCUUGUCCUACGCUAUGCUCAACAAACAUCUGAUAGAGGCGCACGGGGAUACCAGAACGUUUCCUUGUAAGCUUUGUGAUAAGGUUUAUAAUCGAAGGAAAACACUCAUGGAACACAAUAGAAGGAAUCAUUUGAAGGUGUUUCGACAUCAGUGUGAUUUGUGCGAUCAAAAAUUUUACCUGCCUUCAAGGUUAAAAGAGCACAUGGUAACCCACACUGGGGAAAGGAAUUUCAGAUGUGAAUUUUGCGAUAAAAGCUAUCCGAGAUUGAAAACGCUAAAAGAGCACAUACGGACACACACGAAUGAUAGGCGAUACAAGUGCGAUAUAUGCAAUUCUACAUUUACACAGAACGGGAGCUUGAGAAGUCAUAUGAAGAGUCAUCAUCCAGGAUUCGCUGAUCCGGUUUUUAAUUAGA
Molecule: messenger RNA, 1920 nt
Organism: Plutella xylostella (diamondback moth)
Lineage: Eukaryota; Metazoa; Arthropoda; Insecta; Lepidoptera; Plutellidae
Source: RefSeq, a predicted model, not a curated record